GCUAUAGCCAAUACCCCCCUCUGGACUAAUAUUUCGUCAACAUAUUGCCCAUCAUGGCUCGCAAGUUCUUCGUCGGCGGCAACUUCAAGAUGAACGGGACCGUUGCGUCCAUCAAGGAGAUUGUCAAGAACCUGAACGACGCUCAGCUGGACCCCAACGCCGAGGUCGUCAUUGCCCCUCCCGCCCUCUACCUUCCGCUCGUUCGCGAGAGCCUGCGCAAGGACGUCGAAGUGGCCGCCCAGAACGUCUACAACAAGCCCAACGGCGCCUUCACCGGCGAGAUCAGCGUAUCGCAGCUCCUGGACAGCGGUGCCACCUGGACCAUCCUGGGUCAUUCGGAGCGCCGCACCAUCCUGGGCGAGACGGACGAGGUCGUUGCGGCCAAGACCAAGUUCGCGACCGAGAACGGCCUCGGCGUCAUCUGGUGCUGCGGUGAGAGCCUCGACGAGCGCGAGCAGGGCAUCACCGUCGACGUUGUCAGCAAGCAGCUCGCCGCCCUCAAGGCCCAGGUCUCGGACUGGACGCGCAUCGUCAUCGCCUACGAGCCUAUCUGGGCCAUUGGCACCGGUAAGGUCGCCACCAACCAGCAGGCCCAAGAGGUCCAUGCCGCCAUCCGUGCUUGGCUCCGGAAGGAGGUCAGCGAGACGGUCGCCGAUGAGACCCGCAUUCUCUAUGGUGGCAGCGUCAACGAGAAGAACUGCCGCGACCUCGCCAAGGAGACUGACAUUGAUGGCUUCCUUGUCGGCGGUGCCAGUCUGAAGCCUGCUUUUGUCGACAUUAUCAACAGCACCCAGUAAAUCGGUCGGGGAGUCGAGAAACAAAACGUACCGGCGCGAAGGGAUAUUCCAGUGCAAGGGUUUGAAAAUCCGCC
Molecule: messenger RNA, 871 nt
Organism: Sodiomyces alkalinus F11
Lineage: Eukaryota; Fungi; Ascomycota; Sordariomycetes; Glomerellales; Plectosphaerellaceae
Product: triosephosphate isomerase
Exons: 4
Coding region: 54-797 (247 amino acids)
Biological process (GO): gluconeogenesis; glyceraldehyde-3-phosphate biosynthetic process; glycolytic process
Cellular component (GO): cytosol
Molecular function (GO): triose-phosphate isomerase activity
Source: RefSeq, a predicted model, not a curated record